This is a messenger RNA of Zygosaccharomyces rouxii, 342 nucleotides long. RefSeq names its product Mix14p (gene MIX14). Lineage: Eukaryota; Fungi; Ascomycota; Saccharomycetes; Saccharomycetales; Saccharomycetaceae. The record is from RefSeq and is a predicted model, not a curated record. The transcript has a single exon. Bases 1 to 342 code for a protein of 113 amino acids.
AUGUCACAAUUAGAUCAGUUUAUUAUGGAAGACGUCGCUAGAUACUGCCCCCGUGAAUUUAUGGAAUAUCAUAAAUGUGUGUCUUCAAACCGUGAUGAUUUACAACAGUGUGCUUUUAGACAGAAGGAUCUUUCAAGCUGCAUUCAAAAUAAAGUGCCUAGUGUGAAAAGGGUAAUGGAAAAAUGUGGAUCCUUGAUGCAAAACUACGAGAAAUGCGUUAGAGAUAACAUGGAUACCCGUUCUGUUAACAACUGUGUGCCGCUACUGGAGCAGAUGAGAUCGUGUGCAUCGGAACAUGCCCUACAAGGUACAAGGCCUAUCAAUGAGAUGGUUAAAGACUAA